AUGAGCGAGAAAAAGCUCGCCGAAGAGCCCACCCAGGUGGCUCAGGUGGAGCAUGCGAAUGAGAAACGGACACUCAGCGUGACCGAUGCCACGACCCCGCGUAUAGCUUCUGGUGUCAACAUCAUUGAGAACCCUUUGACUCGCGUUUCCAGAGAACAAGCCGCUCUCGAUGCCCGCAAUUUUGCCGAGACGCAUAAUAUGGCCGAACAUGCCGACCUGUUCGCGCGAGCUGCCCAAGUUGCUCGCGAGCCCAAGAAGUUCGAGGCACUCAACGAUUUACACGCUGACGAAAAGACCGCGCUUGUAUACGAAAGGGAUCACAAAUGGCACGGCCCCAAGAUGCUCUGGUACUCCAUCGGUCUGUGCGCCAUUGGUGCGGCCACUCAAGGAUGGGAUCAGACUGGAGCCAACGGAGCCAACCUGUCAUUCCCCGAGGAGUUUGGCCUCACGGGCAAAGGUCGCGAUGAGUGGAUUGUGGGAUUGAUCAAUUCUAUUAUUUUCUUGACGGCUGGUCUGAUCGGUGCAUUCAUUGUUGACCCAAUGAAUCACUACUUGGGUCGACGAGGAGAGAUCUUCGUCACUGCACUGUGUCUCGUUGCUACGCCGAUUGGUUCUGGAUUUGCGCGAAACUGGCACGAACUUUUCGUCUGUCGAUUUAUCAUGGGCAUCGGUAUUGGAGCAAAGAACGCUACGGUCCCUAUCUACUCGGCUGAAAUGGCACCCGCUCGAAUUCGCGGUGCCCUCGUUAUGUUUUGGCAGCUCUGGGUUGUGGCAGGAAUCUUCCUUGGUUUCUGCGCGAACAUCAUAGUCAAGGAUACCGGCGACAUUGCUUGGCGUCUUCAACUCGGCUCGGCCUUCAUUCCUUCAUUUGUUCUUGCCAUUGGCAUCUUCUUCUGCCCUGAAUCGCCCCGUUGGCUCAUGAAGCAUGGAAAGCACGACAAGGCAUUCCAAUCGAUGCUGGCCCUCAGGGCCCACCCAAUUAUCGGCGCGAGAGAUUUCUACUACUCAUACGUCAUUUACGAGGAAGAGCUCAAAGAAGCUCGGGGAGCUGGUUACUUUGCUCGCAUGUGGGACAUUUUCGCCGUGCCGAGAAUCAGACGCGCAAACUAUGGUGCCUCGACUGUCAUGAUUGCCCAGCAGAUGUGCGGUAUCAAUAUCAUCUCUUUCUUCAGUUCUUCCAUCUUCUCCAAUGCUGGAUACAAUGACACGCAAGCUUUGUAUGCAUCACUUGGUUAUGGCGCGGUCCAGGUCGUGUUCACCAUUCCAACCCUGUUCCUCAUUGAUACCAAGGGUCGACGAACUUUGACCUUGAUAACUUUCCCUCUGAUGUGUAUUUUCCUGUUGGCGGCCGGUCUGUCUAUCUUGAACAAAGCAGACUCGCCUUCUUUGCAUGUCGCUCCAGUUGUCAUAUUUGUUUACUUAUUCACGAUCUGCUAUUCUCUGGGAGAAGGACCAGUUGCUUUCCAAUACUCUGCCGAGGUAUUCCCCACCAUUCAGCGUGAGCAAGGAAUGGCCUGGGCCGUCUGUAUCAACAACACCUUUGCUGGUAUCCUGGGGCUUACUUGGUUCCGUAUGGAAACCGUCAUGACCCAAACCGGUGCUUUCGGUUUCUACGCCGGGUUAAACCUAAUCGCUUGGUUUAUGAUAUUCUGCUUCGUGAGAGAGACGAAGGAACUGACAUUGGAAGAAUUAGACCAGGUUUUCUCCGUCCCAACAAAAGAUUUCAUUCGUCACGAAUUGACCGUAUGGCUUCCUUGGUUCAUCAAGCGAUAUAUCUUCCGCAAGAAUAUCCCCAAACCACCUCCAAUCAUCGCCACGGCCGACUCGGACGAGGUCAAGAAUGUAACAGCAUAG
Penicillium waksmanii is the source of this 1854-nucleotide messenger RNA. RefSeq lists its product as uncharacterized. Gene Ontology annotation, cellular component: membrane. The record is from RefSeq and is a predicted model, not a curated record. The transcript has 10 exons. Gene Ontology annotation, biological process: transmembrane transport. Lineage: Eukaryota; Fungi; Ascomycota; Eurotiomycetes; Eurotiales; Aspergillaceae. The coding region runs from base 1 to 1854 and encodes 617 amino acids. Gene Ontology annotation, molecular function: myo-inositol:proton symporter activity.